This is a messenger RNA of Melampsora larici-populina 98AG31, 534 nucleotides long. RefSeq lists its product as uncharacterized. The coding region runs from base 1 to 534 and encodes 177 amino acids. The record is from RefSeq and is a predicted model, not a curated record. The transcript is spliced from 6 exons. Lineage: Eukaryota; Fungi; Basidiomycota; Pucciniomycetes; Pucciniales; Melampsoraceae.
AUGGAAGACCCAGUAGCAGAACUCAGAGAAGUAUUUAGAUCGAUCACUGAACCAUACUCAGCAAAUGUGAUCACCCAAAACAUUGAAAAAUAUUUCACUGAAGAUGCUUAUAUCGAACAUCCAUUGUUGAAUCAACCUAAAUCAGCACAUGGAAAAGAUAUGUUAAAAGGAUACUAUAAGUUUUUACGAGUCUUUACGAUUAAUAACAAAAUAGAUUUCCAUUCAGUCAUGUUUGAUGAAGAUAAAACUCAUGCAGCAAUUGAUUUAACUCAAAAUGCCAAUCCAAGAGUUUUACCAUGGCCAGCAUUCAGAGUCCACGUAAGAUUUAUUACAUUACUAGAUAUAAGAAAAGAAGAAGAUGGGAAAUACAGAAUCUCUCAUCAAAUAGAUAAUUUUCCAAGUGAUUUAGGUAGAUCUGGUAUACCUACUUUACCAGGUUUAAGUUGUGCAAGUAAUAUAAUCAAAACGAUCAUUGGUAUCAUUGCUGGGAUCUUAGGUCAAUUCUUACUUUCUAAAGGUUGUUUUGGAGCUUAG